Vigna radiata var. radiata (mung bean) is the source of this 3058-nucleotide messenger RNA. RefSeq names its product CRM-domain containing factor CFM3, chloroplastic/mitochondrial. Gene Ontology annotation, biological process: RNA splicing, via transesterification reactions. The transcript is spliced from 10 exons. Gene Ontology annotation, molecular function: mRNA binding. The coding region runs from base 112 to 2526 and encodes 804 amino acids. Lineage: Eukaryota; Viridiplantae; Streptophyta; Magnoliopsida; Fabales; Fabaceae. The record is from RefSeq and is a predicted model, not a curated record.
UAUCAUGUUACCUAGUGAGCCUCCUCGUCACUCUCAUCCUCUGCAACUUUCUCUUCAUCCAUACUCAAAACAAUGUUUCACAAAAACUAACACUAACACAGUAACUCAACAAUGGCGUUCUCAAGCACUUGCAAACUUUCAGAAUUUUCUUUCUCAGCAUUCAAUUCUCCUUCUCCUUGUCGCUCUUUCCACAAAUUCCCAUUUCGCACACUCACCUUCGCUUCUCUCCCAACCCCUAAAUCUAACGUGUCUGCACCCUGGCUAACCAAAUCACCUUCUCCCAAAAAGGUCACCGAACCCCUCACUGCCGACGACCCAAUUCACAGGACAACCCCAAAACAACCGCAGAACGCCGUCGAGAGGAUCGUCCUUCGGUUGCGCAACUUGGGUCUGCCUUCAGAAGAAGAAGAGCAACAAGAACAACAGGAGGAACUUCCGGCAAGUAGUCCGGCGCCGGUGACCGGAGAUGAGAGGUUGAGCGAGUUGCUCCGGCGGGAGUGGGUUCGGCCGGAUGUCGGACUGGUGGGCGAGGAUGGGGAGGAGGAGAUGAUGCUGCCGUGGGAGAGGGAGGAGGAGAAGGUGGUGGUGGUUGGGAGUGGAAGGGAUGAAGAAGGGUUGAAGAAGAGGAGGGUUACGGCUCCUAGUUUGGCUGAUUUGACCCUUGAGGAUGAGUUGCUGAGGAGGUUGAGGAGAGAGGGGAUGCGUGUGAGGGAGAGGGUGAGUGUUCCCAAGGCUGGACUCACUCAGGAGGUGAUGGAGAAGAUUCAUAAGAGGUGGAUGAAGGAAGAAUUGGUGAGGCUCAAGUUUCACGAGGAACUUGCGAAGGAUAUGAGGAAGGCUCAUGAGAUUGUUGAGCGUCGAACUGGAGGAUUGGUUACAUGGAGGGCAGGAAGUGUUAUGAUGGUGUAUCGUGGUAUUGAUUACCAAGGGCCCGACUCGAGGAAGGAAGUUAGUGACAAGAAAGGUAAUGACUUUUUUGUGCCUGAUGUCUCAUCCGGAAGUUUGUUGAAAAGUGAAGUCAGUAAUGCAGUGUCAUCUCUAGAAAAGAGUGAGGUGAUGGAGAGGGAGCAAGAACAGUCUAAGAAUGUGACAGAGGCGGAAGCAGAGUACAAUGCACUUCUUGAUGAAUUAGGUCCCCGUUUUGUUGGAUGGUGGGGUACGGGGAUACUUCCUGUUGAUGCUGAUUUACUUCCAAGAACCAUUCCAGGUUACAAAACACCUUUUAGGCUUCUUCCUACAGGAAUGCGUUCUCGGCUAACAAAUGCAGAGAUGACCAAUUUAAGGAAACUUGCAAAAUCACUUCCUUGCCAUUUUGCCUUAGGGAGAAAUAGAAAUCACCAAGGUCUAGCAUGUGCUAUUCUUAAGCUUUGGGAGAAAAGUUUAGUUGUAAAGAUUGCUGUCAAACCUGGCAUCCAGAACACAAACAAUGAACUGAUGUCUGAGGAGCUGAAGAUGUUAACAGGAGGUACCUUGCUGCUAAGGAAUAAAUAUUUCAUUGUUAUAUAUCGUGGGAAAGACUUCGUUCCAACAAGUGUGGCUACUGUUUUAGCUGAAAGAGAGGAAAUGACAAAGCAAGUACAGGAUGUUGAAGACAAGUUCCGGUGCAGAGCAGUUGAUGCAAUUCCAUCAGGGCAAGGUGAAGCAACAGCACAGGCUGGGACUCUAGCAGAGUUCUACGAGGCCCAGGCUCGAUGGGGAAGGGAAAUAUCUCCUGGAGAACGGGAGAAGAUGGUGGAAGAAGCUGCCAAAGCCAAGACUGCUAAGCUUGUCAGAAAAAUUGAACAUAAACUAUUUUUAGCCCAGACCAAAAAGCAUAGAGCAGAAAGGCUCUUAGCUAAAAUAGAAGCGUCAAUGGUUCCAGCCGGUCCUGAUUAUGACCAGGAAACAAUCACAGAUGAAGAACGUGUUAUGUUCCGUAAAGUUGGUUUAAGAAUGAAACCAUACUUACCACUUGGUAUACGUGGUGUUUUUGAUGGUGUUGUCGAGAAUAUGCAUUUGCAUUGGAAACACCGAGAACUUGUAAAAUUGAUGACAAAACAAAAGACUCUUGCUUUUGUGGAAGACACAGCAAGGUUACUUGAAUAUGAGAGUGGUGGAAUACUGGUUGCAAUAGAAAAAGUUUCCAAAGAAUUUGCUCUUAUUUACUAUCGUGGAAAGAAUUACAAGCGGCCAUUUAAUCUGAGGCCAAGAAACCUACUAACUAAGGGAAAGGCACUAAAGCGACAUGUAGCUAUGCAACGACACGAGGCUCUGAGUCAACAUAUUACUGAACUGGAAAAAACUAUAGAAGAACUGAAUAAAGAACUUGAUAAGCCUCAAGAUUUGGAAGAUGAUGAUGGGGCCAGCACAGAGGAAGAGGAUCUUAACCAAAUAGACAACAUCUCAGAAUUGACCCUAUUAUUUGGAAUGCAGAGUGAGAAUGAAGAUUCUGAUGGUUUUGAUGAUGAGGAAGAAAGUGACUGGUUAGAUGAUGGGGAAGAAAGUGAUUGGGAAGAUGAUGAAGACCCGAGUUUUCCAAAUUCAUAAGUGAUGAAGACUGGUUGGCAUAUUUGUAUUGAAGUUUCCUGGAUAACAUCUUCCGUUACAUGUGGCUUAAAGGAUAAUCAAGAGGCAGGCUAAAAGCAACUUGUAUGGUUCCUCCUCUAUUAGCGCAUUCUUUUGAGAUGAGAAUAUGGUGUUCAUUUAUUCAAACUUGUACAAAGAUGUGCCUAGAUUUGUGGUCUUGCAGCAGCAAAAGUUCAUCAUCCGUUAUCUACUUCUCGCUGGUUUUCUACUACCAUCUUUCAGCAUGCUGGCUGACUUUUGAGCUGCAUGAGUCUAUGCCCCCACAUUGUGGCUGAGCUGAUUAUUGUAAAUCUUCACAUUGUAAUAGGCUAUUUGGUAAAGGAUAAUUCUUUUCCUGUACUUACUAUAUUGAUAUUAUUAUGCCUUACUGAGUGUUUUUUGUUCUUUCAAUUCUGUUUAGUAGACAAUAAAUGUACUAGGCUGAUUUAAUGGGAUAAGAGGCACAAUUUUGGUUAUAGCUAUUAAACAUGCUCAAAUGUCCAUUUUUGCUUGA